Messenger RNA from Hirundo rustica (Barn swallow), 8954 nucleotides. It is a transcript of the gene IKZF2, whose product is annotated as IKAROS family zinc finger 2. Lineage: Eukaryota; Metazoa; Chordata; Aves; Passeriformes; Hirundinidae. Gene Ontology annotation, biological process: regulation of transcription by RNA polymerase II. Bases 191 to 1771 code for a protein of 526 amino acids. The record is from RefSeq and is a predicted model, not a curated record. Gene Ontology annotation, molecular function: RNA polymerase II cis-regulatory region sequence-specific DNA binding; DNA-binding transcription factor activity. The transcript has 8 exons.
GAAGAUGGAGGAAGUAAAAACAGGAUUACCCUUAGCUACGGCUCCUCCGCCGCCUUAGUCCCCCCCACAGCCAACUGCCGUGCACAAACACACCUCCACUGGGCCGAGGGAGCCGACACUAAUAAACACACAAACAAAAGGGGGAUGGAACUGACUCACUGCCUGCGCGGCUGAGCACUGCACUUUGACUAUGGAAGCAGAGGCUGUUGAUGGAUAUAUUACAUGUGACAAUGACUAUUCGCCCGAAAGGGAGCACUGCGGCAUGGCCAUCGACCUCACCUCCAGCACUCCCAAUGGGCAGCACACCUCGCCCUGUCACAUGGCAGGCACCAAUUCAGUAAAGCUAGAAAUGCAAAGUGAUGAGGAAUUUGACAGGAAGCCCCUGAUUCAUGAAGAUAUUAUCAGAGCUCACGAUGGAGGAAGCAGCCUGGAAGAUCCCUUCAUUGGGAGUAACGAGAUGGUGGAUAACAGAAAGAUCCAGGAGCUAUCAAGCGAGGGAGGAAUCCGGCUUCCGAAUGGUAAACUGAAAUGUGACGUCUGUGGCAUGGUUUGCAUUGGGCCCAAUGUGCUAAUGGUACAUAAAAGGAGCCACACUGGUGAACGCCCCUUCCACUGUAACCAAUGUGGAGCUUCUUUUACCCAGAAGGGGAACCUGCUGAGGCACAUCAAGUUGCACUCUGGGGAGAAACCGUUCAAAUGUCCCUUCUGUAGCUACGCCUGCCGGCGGAGGGACGCCCUCACAGGACACCUCAGGACACACUCUGUGGGGAAGCCUCACAAGUGCAACUACUGCGGCCGGAGCUACAAGCAGCGCAGUUCUCUGGAGGAGCACAAGGAACGCUGCCACAACUACCUGCAGAAUGUCAGUCUGGAGGCUGCUGGGCAGGUCAUGAGUCACCAUGUACCUGCUCUGGAAGAUUGUAAGGAACAAGAGCCUGUGAUGGACAACAAUAUUUCUGUGGUGCCUUUUGAGAGACCUGCUGUUAUAGAGAAGCUGACGAGCAACAUGGGAAAGCGUAAAAGCUCCACCCCACAGAAGUUUGUGGGUGAAAAGUUCAUGAGAUUUGGCUAUCCAGAUAUCCCCUUUGAUAUGAACCUAAGCUAUGACAAGGAGGCUGAGCUGAUGCAGUCUCACAUGAUGGACCAAGCCAUCACCAAUGCAAUCACCUACCUUGGAGCUGAGGCACUUCACCCCCUGAUGCAGCACACACCGAGCACAAUUGCAGAGGUGGCCCCGGUCAUCAGCUCAGCUUACGCUCAGGUCUAUCAUCCCAGCAGGAUAGAGAGGCCCAUCAGCAGGGAAACAGCCGACAGCCACGAGAACAACAUGGAUGGUCCCAUCUCCCUCAUCAGACCAAAGAGUCGAAUCCAGGAUAGAGAGGGCUCCCCCAGCAAUAGCUGCCUGGAUUCUACUGACUCAGACAGCAGCCACGACGACCGCCAGUCCUACCCAGGAAACGCUGCCUUAACCCCCAAGAUAAAGCCAAACCCGGCUUACGUGAAGGAAGAGGCCAAGCCUUUGGAUGUCACAAAAGCUUCUAAGGGCUCUUUAAAGGAUAUGUACAAGGUGAUCAACGGAGAAGGGGAGCAGAUUAGGGCUUUCAAGUGCGAGCACUGUCGCGUCCUCUUCCUGGACCAUGUCAUGUACACCAUCCACAUGGGCUGCCACGGCUACCGGGACCCGCUGGAGUGCAACAUCUGUGGCUACCGGAGCCAGGACCGCUAUGAGUUCUCGUCGCACAUAGUCCGGGGGGAGCACACAUUCCGCUAGGCCUUCUCAUCCAAAGGGGACUCGUAUGAAGUAGAAGAACUGCACAUGAAGAAAUACUGCACUUACAAUCCCACUUUUCCUCAGACAUUGAGACGCUUAUUUUGUUGUUGUUGCUGUUGUUGUUGUUGCUGUUGUUUAAUUAUUAUUAUUAUUAACCUUAUUUUUUGUGGACCCAACCUCAUUUGCUCUGCCCAGCUUAAGAAUGGAAAGAAGGAAGGGAAUGGAUAAAAGAGGGGUUUGUUGUGGCCAUCAGUUUUUGGGGAGUGACCCGCCUUGCUUUCUGUGGGAAUCGGAAGGCAGUCUGUGUCCGUCUCAGUCAGUUGUACACCGUGUCCCCUUUCGGGAUAUCGCUCAACCGUGCCAGGUGCUUUCAAGUCCCAACGAGAUGCCACUCAUUUGCAAUUUCAGAGGAAUAGGUAGAAACAUUUCAGAGGAGAGUCUUUUUCUAAUGUGAAGGUGUGGUGCGAGCUUUCGGUGGCUGGAGGAAAGGGGGGGAACCUUGUUCCACAGAAUGAACAAGUAUUUUUAAAGCGAAACUGGUAGGGAGUUAGGAGCAUGAAUCAAAGUCAAUAUUCCUUUCAAAAUUACUUUCAAGGGUGAGCUGUUUUCCUGGGUUCAGUGUGUAUUGCCCCUCUAGAAUGUAAAUAAAUUUAAAAAAAAAAAAAAGAAAAAAAGAAAAAAAAGAAAUGUAUGUCUUAACACUGUACCACAUUACAGCAGUUUAGUUUCAUAAGUCUGAGGGCCUUCUGUGGUAAGUUUGAGGCUUUGUGUUUUUAUUUUCCUUAACUUAUGAAGCACCUUUUUUUAGAAUUGUUGAUAUUCUGUUACUCCAUGCCUAUGUGUUGUCUCACUGGCUUCUUAGAGACCCUUGGGAGCCUUACUUCUUUAGUUGCACCCUAAGUUUUAAACAAGAGCAUUUAGAAAUAACAUUUAAACUUGCUUCUAGGACAGUAAGUGGCCUAGGAGUGGGUGAGAGUCUGUAGUUUACUCAAGAGGUUCUGCUGCUCUUUUGGAAUACCUUUGGGUUAAAAUUACGGAUUUUUAAAAUGACGAAAGUACUAGCAGCAAAGUGUUCUUUAAAUAUAGGUAUAUAUAGAUAUAUAAUUGUGUAAAUACUUUCUCAUUCUACUAUCACAGUGUUAACCUCUUGGCAACAGCCUAAACUAACACUUGCAGCUGGGAAAGCGUUAGGAGCCAGAUCCUUGGCCAACAUUAUUCCUCUUGGUUCCGUUGAAUUUAAUGGAGCUGCCUCAACUACUUCAGCUACAUCAGGAUCCAAACCUUGACUGUUUUUUCUCUUGUUGACUUCUUACUUGAUAAUCUGCUGAACCACUGAAUUCCUUUUGUUUGUACAUCAUCACUUCUGCUGAUGUAUUAGUGAAAGUAUUAGUGGGUUUUGCUGGGUGGCCUUGGGUCCUGGUGAGCACAGAAGCCCAGGUCAUAUACGACCUUCAGGUGGUAUACAUGCAACCAACAGGUCACGUACGACCUUCCCUACUUCUUCAAAAAGUAAUAAGUGGAGGUGGAGGUGCUGUGUAUUGAUUUGGACUUAAAGAUUUCAAUUUUAUUCCUAAUUUAUUAAUUUCCCUGUAGGGAAAGCAAAUGGAGAAACACACUCCAGAGAGAGUCCUUGACCUACAGACUGAACAAGAAAACAAGUCCACUGAUCUAUUUUGUUUCCUUUCUUUCUCUCUCAGUAAAUAACAAAGCCAGCAACCACCCAGCAAGUUGCAUCAGUAAAAACUGGGCUUAAACCUAGGGGACAGAUUGCCAUUGAAACCCAACUGUUUGUACCAAUCACAAUUGAAAUGUUGCUGUUUGGCAACAAGAGCACAGCUUGAGAAUGGAAAGAUCUGGAUGGGUUUAACCCCCUCCGCACGCAUGGUCUCUGUGCGCUCGGGGAGACCUUUUCCAAAGGAUAAAGUUACUAAAGUAUAAAAGAGAGAGCAAGAUCAGGGCAUAAUGAAUUCCCAUCUGCUCCCUCCAAUCUGUGCACUUGAUGCAUAUGCCAGUUUGCUGUUCGUUUUGAGGGUACUGGGUUUUUUUUUUCUUCCUUCUUCUCUUCCUAGACCUGGAGCAUUUGAAAGUAGGAGCUGAGUGGUAUUGAUUGAAAUCUUUUUAUGGUGACAUUCUUGGCAGCUAGAACCUGUGUUUAGAAAGAAUACAGUAGAUCAUGGCCAGAUUACCUGAUGACUGCUUCCCAGCACUGCAAUGCUAUUAAGUAGGAGCUGGUAAAGUCUUGCAGUAGCCUAUUAAUUAUAAUACAAUAUGGACAGAAAUGUCAUCUUGUGUAAUGUGAGACCUAUCAAGGCUGGGAAUAUGCAAGGCUUUGGAGAGACAGAUUUAAAGAUCUAUUCCCAACAUUGUUCUUAAUGUCGUUGGGUUCCUCCCCCUCCUUCUUUCUUCACCCUACUAUAGAGGAAACUGGGGCAAAUGAACCAUUGCUGUCCUCCAGACUAUUCUCAUUGUCUUGUGCCUGGUACAGUCAAAAGAGUUUGUGCAGGAGAAGAGCAGGGAGGUGCUGGAGGGCAUCGCCUUUAUUCCGUGUGGCUGAUUCUCUGCAGUCAGGGAGGUGGGCUUAGGAGGUGGCCGGCCUUGCUUUGUGUCAGGAUGUGCCUGGAAAUUCAGCAGAGAAAAGAGUGGUUGUGAUUUGCUGAGGCAGGAAAGGUCCUUUAAGAACAAGGUGGAAAGGGAAAGGUUCUUGGGCCUUGAGGGUUGCUGGGCUUGCCUUGACCUCCAGAAAAAAACAUGCCCAAGCCAGAGAGAGAGGUUGCCGGCAAAUCCUUUCAGUCUCUGAGGGAAACACUCCGUUCUCCCCUCUGUGGUCAGUGAAAGAAUAUUGGGCUGUGGUUUCUUGGAACAGUUGGCACUAGGGAAAAAGUGUUUAAAAUUUCUGCCUUUGUUUGGGAAAGCACCAGAAUACGGGAAAGGUAGAGAAUCUCUUGUGUAUCCACAAAUCAGUUGGCAGCAAUUACAUCUGCAGUUCGUUAGUGUGCACUUUGGUUCCCUGAUGACUGGCUGAUACCUCCGGUUGGGUGUAUUCUGUAGGUGUUCAAAGGAUCAGGUGGGGAGGCCCGCUGAUUUUGGACCUGGCUUCAGUUAAGUCCAGCUUCUUGAUCUAAUGGUAGCAGGUGAGGUCUGUAUGCCCUGGUACCACGGGUACAGGGAACUGUGGAGGCACUGGGGAGUUAUCUUAGAGAAACUACCAUUAUUUGGAGAGGAAGAAAUUUGAGGGGUCACUUCAAUUUUUUAUUAUCAAUGUCCUUCUCUAAACAUUCACUGAAGGCUUUUAUCCUAGAGUUUGGAGAAGAAGAAAGAUUAAAUUCUAGUAGAAAGAUUAAAUUCUAGUUCAAACUUUGAACAAAAUUUUGAAUUAACAUGUACUUUAGGAUUCAAUUCCUACUGAAAAUUAUUAGAGAGGUUUAUGUAGUGCAGUUUGUCCUUGCACAAAAGUGAGCAAAAUGGGGCAGCAGAGAUUUCUUUGAGUGUUUUUUUUCUUGCUUGCUCUCUGCAAGAAUUGGAUUUCUAAGAAAAGCUCUUGAGUUUCGUCAAGUUCAUUAGUCAUUCAUAGUGUACUAGGAAUUUCAGUGGCUAAUCCUUGGCCUCCGAAUCCGUUUGUUCUGAGUAUUUGGUACUGGAAAUCGACCUAGCUGAUUUUUAUUGGACUCUCUUGAAAUUCUUGGAAUCAGGUUUCCAGUUAGAAACAUGCAUUUGCAAAUUUAGAAUUGGCUUCCUGUGAGCAUUCCCCAUUUUCAUUAAAAAAAAAAAAAAAAGGAAAGAAUAAAAAAAUUCUGUGCACUUCUCUACCACUGCCAGUAAACCCUUUUGCUUCUUUUACAUUAAAAAAGGCAAUAUUCUGACUCUGUUUAGAGGAUUGUAAGCCUGUUAAUUUGAAGAGAAGCAUGUCUGCUUAUUCUGCUCUUGGUGUGAUCCAUAUCCUUGGAGCAGAGGGCAUUAUCUAUAUAUCUGCAGUUAUGACUGAUGAAUUUUACAGCCACCUCUCUUUGUAAUCAGUUAGGAGUGCACCUCAAAAUAUAUAGCAUUUUUCAGUAAAGCUUGCUCUUUACUCAGUAACUUAUGGGAUUAAAACAAUUUUAUUCUCCUUAAAAAGUGCUUUCAUCUACGAUGUGAUGUGCAGGGUGUCUAGGCAUUAACCUGUGGUGGUCUAUAGUAGAGAGAGCGAUUUUAAAUGGGUUAAUUGGCCUGAUUUUUAGUGAUACUGGUUUCUGCAAUGUGAGGACCCAGCUCACAAAGUAACCAUGUGGACCUAAAAUAUGUUUACUGCCAGGUGAAGAAAUUCUCAGUUGUCAGACUUUCAAAAUUUCUUUCUGUUUACAAGGGCUUUCCUAAAUUUGUGCUGUAAGGCAGGAGGUCAGUAAUGGAACCCAGCCCUUCAAAACUGGGCUUUAAUGGGGCAUUAUUACUGUUGCCCAGGUCCUGGGCUAGCUUGUUCUGAUUUGAAAUAAGCCAGGCAACAGACACUCCUUCCUCCAGAAAGAAACUUUGGAGAUAAUUGCAGCAAAAGUGCUUAUUUCAGCCAAGGGCAGGAGCUACAGUAAUGGAGUUCCUUUGCUGGAUAAAUUCCUUUCCUUAACUCUUGCUGUGCUUUAUAAUGUAAUGAGGGGGGAGGAGGGAGGCUGCCAGAGUCGCUGAAAGUCAGUGUGGGAUUUUAGGAAAAGGGAGAUGAAAUUGGCUUUUCUGCUAGUAAUUCGCAUCUUAGCUUGGCUUAAUAGCAUUUAAAAACAAAAAUGGAUGGCCCGUGGUCUGGGGCAGCUGGAGAGCUUGAGAAAGCAUAUUUAUAUAUAUAUAUGGUAUUGUGUAGUUAGAUAUAUGCUUAAUUGUAUAUGUGCCUUUUCCAAAUGCAUUUUGGGAGAUCCCGAUGUCGUUUGUGAUAUCCUAACAGACCCUUUUAGAAUGCACAACAAAAACCAACCCAAAGGAAACAUCCCUUCCCCUGCUCUGCGCCCUCCUUGGCAGCUUGACCCGGAGAGAGGACCCUGUUCCGUACUUUGCUGUGAGAUUUCCUGGAGUCACACGGCUUUUAGGAGUGGGAAGGGCUGAAAAUUCCCUUAGCCAAGUGCAUUCCAGCUAUCCAGCCCAAGCUGGUCUGUGGCUGGUCCCCAGCGCGAUGCCAGGACUUGCCGUGGGAGCCCCCAGCUGCACCGUGCCCUACAGAGAGCAGGGAAGCAUCUUCUGUUUUCUCCCUCUCAGUGCUCUAAGUAAAGCACCCUUGGAAGUGGACUUUGCUCUGCUUUAAAGUUCCUGCUUUGGACUGGGAGCAGACUUUAAAGCACUUGGCCUCUUGCUUCAGCCUGGAAAAACAGAUGGGGCGAGUCCUUUGGAAGUUUUUGCAAGUUUGCCUGUAACGCUGCUGUCACCCCAGGAGCUGGUGUAGAGACGAGGGAAGCUCAUCAGCAGGAGGUGUUCAGGGGGUUCACGAGCUGGAGCUCUGCUGUGACGAGCACAGGGCCGGUUCUGGGACUUUCCCUGCGGGUUGGUGACCUGGUUUCAGGUGCAGCUGUUCCCCCUGCAGGGCUGCAGAGCUGAGUGUGCCAGCGCAGCCAAGGCGGGCAGGCCACCGUGGGCAAGGUGGCUGUGCCAGCAGGCUUUGGGCACACCCUGAGCCCAGCAACAGCUCAGAGCCACCCCACUGGCAGCACUCUGCUGGGCCCAGGCCACAGCAGCCAAAGAGAGGUGGUGGGGAGAGCAAUUAGGUAGAAAAGAGCUGGAAUUUGCUUCAUAGUGAAUAGAUUCCCUUUUUUCCCAUGAUGUGUUCUGAGAUACAAGCAGAGAAGAACAUCACUGGUUCCCAGUUUGGUUUCUAAUUUGACCUCCUACGACCCCACUUGAAAGGGUGGGUUGUGUCCUUCUGCUGUCUGGCUCUGAAACGUGCAGAGGACAGUCAGGAGGAGGGGUGGGCUCAGGCUUUGCCAUGCUGCAUGCUUAGCAGGCCAAGAAAACAAUAAAAGCAGUCUCUGUUAAUUCAUCUAAAUCAUCAACUUCCCAGUUGAUCAUGCAGAUUCCCAGUUCCUGUUCGCUUUCAGCCUUUGGAAAGGUGGUUGGUUUUCAGUGUGCUCACUUGUGUCCUCAUCUUUGAAGAUAACUUCCCGUGCUGUCUCCUUCUGUACAAACUUCUCCUUUUCAUCUUGGGGCCUAAUUAAUCAGUGGACAGAAAUGACCAUUUCAACGGAAACCUGCAUGGUCAUAGUAAAACUAAUAUUUUUUUACAGUUGCAAAAAAACCUAAGAGCAGAAAAAACCCCUGUGAUAUUUUGACUAGCAGUGUGCGUAGUAUUUCAAGGGAGUGAAUGACAGUGAAGUUAAUCGGAUCAUGUCGUGAGAGGAGCUGGUACCGUGUGGACCCUGUUGGGAGAAAGGGAGCAGCGUGGCCCAAAGCCGGGGCCAGCGCUUCCUUCCCGCAGCGGGUCUUGGUUUAAGUGACUGCACUGCAGCCCAGGAAAACAUUUGAGCACCACCAGCCUCGUUCCACGCCUUUGGCUGGAUCUGGAAGCGCACAGGAGCUCUGCAGCUGGCCGUGUGUCCCCCGUGAGAUCGGGGUGCAGCACAGCAGCUCUGGGCAGGCCUCGCUGGCAGCGCUGAAGACACGUUCCCUUUUUCUGUGUAGCAGCCUUAAUCCCUGGCCCUUGGUGGUACCCGGGGCUCGGCAGGCUCUGGUCUGCGUCACCGGGCUGGAGAAAGGACGGGUGCCUCCCGCAAGGCAUGGGGGGAGCACGGCUCCUUAGGGGCACAGCGGGGCCACUUUGCAGUCAGGUGGGCCAUUUAGUUUUACCUCAAGUGACACCGAGUAAGUAAAGCUUCUUGCAGGGGUGGAGGUCACUGAAUCCCUACUAUGCACUUACUGGGAUUUGACAUUGCUUACUGGAAAUGGAUGUUCGCUCCUGAACACGCCGUAACAAGGGAAGGACUUUUUCUGGUUGUUUUUUGUAGUCAUUCAGAUUCUGAAACUGUGAUCAAUUAUUUGACAAAUUGUCAAGUGUCCUCAGAGCUUGAACAUGUUCACUUCCUCACCAUGUAGCAGUCUCCUCUAGCUUUCUGUGCUUUCCUCUUUUCCCCUUUUCCUUCUUGGAGCUUUAAGUCUGGGCCCGCUCUUCUCUCCUGUAGCUUUGGGCUGUUUAGGGGGUUGGGGGGGUUGGUUUUGGGGUGUUUUUUGUUCAUUGGCUGUA